CAGGUGCACAUUACAGGUGAUGUACGGCUCCACCCUCCUUCCAAGCUCUUAUUCAGCGGUCACAAUCUUUUCCACUUGUUCUAUUGUGAUACACUAACAGCUGUCUCACUCACUGGAACUGCACUAAGAUGUUGGCAACUCUUGAAAACAUUCAAUACUUCCAGGAUCUGGGCCCUAGAGAGCCGUCGUCAGGGAACCUGGACCUGGACAUGAUUGAGGAGUACCUGCAGGAGCACUCCGUGGAGGUGAUGUCAGCACCACGUGUGCAGAGGAGAGAUCAAGAGGAGCACGGUAUGGCAGAGAACAGCUGGUCUGGACAUUAUACAUAUGAAUGGCAUUAUGGUGAAGUGCCAGGAACAGAUGAGACGCAUGAACCACAGCCUCAGCAGCAGCAGCAGCAGCAGCAGACGUGGCUCUGUCAGUCCAGUCACAAUGAAUGGGGAUACUUCCAGUAUGACAGAAACCGGUACAGUGAUUCGGAUUCGCUGUCCACCAGUUCUGGUUGCCAAGAAUUUCCACCAUCUCCGACCUCUGACAUGAAGGGUCAAAUUGCGUAUGACUCCCUGGCUCUAGCACCGCUCUCAGGUAAAAGGAAAGAGCGGCUGUUUCAGUUCUUAUAUGAGAUGCUACAGACACCAGACAUGCGGAGCUGCAUUUGGUGGGUUCAGUCUAACAAUGGAACAUUCCAGUUUUCAUCCCAGAACAAGGAAAAGCUGGCUGAGAUGUGGGGCAGACGCAAGGGUAACCGGAAAACCAUGACGUACCAGAAAAUGGCUCGCGCCCUACGAAACUAUUCACGAACAGGAGAGAUCUGCAAAGUGAAGCGUAAACUCACCUAUCAGUUCACUGAGAGAACACUGAGAGGCCUUCAGAACAACUCGCAAAGAUUCAUGAGUCGUUAAUCUGGUUCACCAACCAAGAAUUUCUCCUAACUGGGAAAGUGUAAACGAAUACUGAGUAUUUUACAGAAAAUUAUUUUGCCUUUUAAUGUUCCAUAAUAUGGGCAUAAAAACACUGAUUUUCUAAUAUUAUUUGGCUUAAUUGAGGCUCUACUAAACUUGGGAAUUGUAUGUACACUAACAUGGAAUAACAUGAAAUUCUAAGAAGUUGAAGGUGAUCUUUGAAUAUUUUUUUAAUCUGAGGAUUGUUAACCAUUACACUACGUUGUAUGUAGUUACAAAUCAGUUUUUGUUGUCUCGAUACAAUAUUUGCCAUGUUUGUUGUGCUCAUUUCAAUGACUUUUUAAUAGCAUUAAAAUG
Carassius carassius (crucian carp) is the source of this 1259-nucleotide messenger RNA. Its product is annotated as transcription factor PU.1-like. NCBI's taxonomy places the organism in Eukaryota, Metazoa, Chordata, Actinopteri, Cypriniformes, Cyprinidae. The record is from RefSeq and is a predicted model, not a curated record. The coding region runs from base 129 to 902 and encodes 257 amino acids. Gene Ontology annotation, biological process: cell differentiation; regulation of transcription by RNA polymerase II. Gene Ontology annotation, cellular component: nucleus. Gene Ontology annotation, molecular function: sequence-specific DNA binding; DNA-binding transcription factor activity, RNA polymerase II-specific. The transcript has 6 exons.